This is a messenger RNA of Solea senegalensis (Senegalese sole), 2718 nucleotides long. RefSeq lists its product as uncharacterized. Gene Ontology annotation, molecular function: zinc ion binding; carbonate dehydratase activity. The record is from RefSeq and is a predicted model, not a curated record. The transcript is spliced from 18 exons. Gene Ontology annotation, cellular component: plasma membrane. Lineage: Eukaryota; Metazoa; Chordata; Actinopteri; Pleuronectiformes; Soleidae. Bases 46 to 1908 code for a protein of 620 amino acids.
GGCCUCCUGUCAGAAGACACACGGGAAGGUAAAGGUGCAUCAAAGAUGAAAUUCCUUCUAACAACUGUGUGUGUUGCUUGGAUCCUCAUAUCGAGCGCCCAGUGUGCCAGUAACGCUUGGUGUUAUCAUCUGCCAGCCUGCAAUGAAGCUGUGUGGUCAGCCAUUGUUCCUCAAUACUGUGAUGGGACCAGACAGUCCCCCAUUGACAUCGUCCCAUCAGAUGCCAAACCUGAUCCUGAACUGACUCAAUUCACCUUUCACAACUUUGACAGCAAGUCUGCACUGGAAAGCAUGGAGAACACUGGCCAGACAGUCAAGGUUCGCUUUGGCAGCGGUGUGGAGAUUUCAGGAGGAGGUCUGUCCGAGCCCUAUGACAGCCUACAGUUCCACUUGCACUGGGGAAACGGCACCUCUCACCCUGGCUCUGAGCACACUGUGGACGGAAAGCGCUACCCCAUGGAGUUGCACAUUGUGAGCAGUAAGUCGUCCUACAACGGGAACAUAACUCAGACAAUUGCAGAUCCGACAGGACUUUCUGCUCUUGGUUUCUUCAUCGAGGAAAUGUCAAAUGAUGAAAUUGCAGAACCCGAGAGCUGGAAAAUGUUGACCUCUUAUCUGGGCAGUAUCUUAUACAAAGAUGACUCUGUUUUAAUGGAACCUGGGAUUUCACUGGAUGAUCUCCUGGAUGGAGUGGAUCGCACAAAAUAUUAUCGCUACCUGGGCUCCCUAACCACCCCCGAUUGCAAUGAGGCCGUGGUUUGGACUGUGUUCAAGGAGCCAAUCAAAGUCAGCAAAGAUUUGAUUGACCUCUUCAGCACAACAGUGCACAUCUCUGACAGCUCAUCACCUUUUAUGAUCAAUAACUACAGAAACAUCCAGCCAAUGCAACCAGUCAUGACAAACGUCAAUAAAAGACAGACUCCACAGCUAUUUGAAGACUCACUGGAAAGUCAAGGUACAGCAAAGAUGAGCGUCCUUGUAACAGCUCUGUUUGCUGCAUGCGCCCUGAUAUCAAGUGUCAGUUGUGCCGCCAGUUCAGUUGAGUGGUGUUAUCAUCUGCCGUCCUGCAAUGAUAGCAAGUGGCCGGUCAUUGUAAGUAAAUAUUGCAAUGGAACCAGACAGUCACCCGUCGAUAUCGUCUCAACAGCUGCCAAAGGAGAUGCUAAACUCACUGAAUUCACCUUCCAUAACUUUGACAGCAAGUCUGCUUUCAAAAACAUUGAGAACACCGGGAAGACAGUCAAGGUUCAUUUCGAGGGUGGCAUGACGAUUUCUGGAGGAGGUCUGUCCGAGCCCUAUGACAGCCUGCAGUUCCACUUGCACUGGGGAAACGGCUCCUCCAUUCCUGGCUCUGAGCACACUGUGGAUGGAAAGCGCUACCCCAUGGAAAUGCACAUUGUGAACAUCAAGUCAGUCCAUAAUGGAAACGUGACUGCGGCGGUUACAGACUCUACUGGACUUGCUGCUCUUGGUUUCUUCAUUGAGGUAAUGCCAGGUGAUGCGACUGGCCAACCAGCUAGCUGGAAGACCUUGACGUCUUACCUGGCCAAUAUCACACAGAAAGGUAACUCGGUGGCAAUGGCAGCUGGGAUUUCACUGGAUGAUCUCCUGGAAGGAGUGAAUCGCACAAAGUAUUAUCGCUACCUGGGCUCCUUAACCACCCCUAAUUGCAAUGAGGCCGUGGUUUGGACUGUGUUCAAGGAGCCAAUCAAAGUCAGCAAAGAUUUGAUUGACCUCUUCAGCACAACGGUGCAUAUCGGCAACAGCUCAUCGCCUUUAAUGGUGAAAGUCUUCAGAAACAUCCAGGCGGCACAAGCAGUCACAACCCAGGCUACGGACUCUUCUUCUACAACCUACUUAUCUAUGGGACUGUUGGCUCUGAGCCUCAUACUGGGGAGAUGUUACUAACUACCUGUCUCCCACAUAUGAUUUUUGUCUGAACUUAGCCUAGUCACUGAACUAUGACUUAAUGAUUAGUAUAGUGCCCUAAAUGUAUGCUCCAAUAUGCACAUGUCAUCAGUCUUUUUACAACCACGGAUAUAUGAGUGUUAAAACCACAGGAACUUCGCGUUGAACAAAACCGUUUCCAUCACGGCCUUUAUGAUGUGAUUGUUUAUUGUCAGGUAGUUUGAGGAUCCUGCAUGAACCGAAAGACUAAUAUAAAUAAAAUAAACUACUGCUACUACUGAUUCAACUAGGAACCAUGUAAGUUUGCAUUUCCACAUUGUGUAUACAAUUCACUAUGUGCUGACAAUCAUCUCACUCUCUUUUUACUUUAUACCAUGUAUUUCUUACGUACAGUUCCUUUAAGUGCAUCAUCAUAUAUUUCAUGGUAAUGCUAUGCUGAAAUAUUUAUAUAUUUGUAAAGAUUGUUUUUAAAGGUUGAGAAGGAAAAAAAAACAAUGUAUUUGUGCAUAGUCUGUGUUUAUUUUGACCAGAUGAGGUUAUAUUCGGGUGGCUGAGUAAGGGAUGAACACAGUUUACUGAGUUGCUGCUAAAAUUAAUUCAAUUAAUCAGAGUUUGUUCAAACAUCUGAGAUUCGAAUAUCAAGAGUUGACAAUUUGUUUACCAAUAGUUGUUGCAUAAUAUGAUACUUUUGACAUCUUUCUUUUUAAAUGGACUCAUUGUGUAACCAGAUUUGCAUUAUGUUGCCCUCAUUGAUGUAGACACUGUGAGCAGAUGAAAUGUGGUCACAAUAAUAAGCACUUGUUAUGAAAA